This is a messenger RNA of Corapipo altera (White-ruffed manakin), 3567 nucleotides long. It is a transcript of the gene AKAP10, whose product is annotated as A-kinase anchoring protein 10. Gene Ontology annotation, molecular function: protein kinase A binding. The transcript has 15 exons. NCBI's taxonomy places the organism in Eukaryota, Metazoa, Chordata, Aves, Passeriformes, Pipridae. Gene Ontology annotation, biological process: intracellular protein localization. The coding region runs from base 139 to 2199 and encodes 686 amino acids. Gene Ontology annotation, cellular component: plasma membrane. The record is from RefSeq and is a predicted model, not a curated record.
CGCCGCGGGAGGAAGAGGCGGAGGGAGCGGCGGCGGCGGGCGGGGGCAGGAGCCCCAUUCAUAGGGACCGGCCCGCGCCCUCCCUGCCUCCCACCUUCCCCCGGCCCGCCGGCCGCCGAACCCCCCCUCCCCGGCGCUAUGUCCUUCUUCAGGAGGAAAGGCAGGGGGGCGGCGGCGGGCGGGCGGCCGCCGGGCUCGUCCCCCGCGCGGCUGCCGGGCCCCGGCCCUGCCGCUCCGGCCGCGGUGAGCGGGCCCCGCGAGGACGGCCGGGCCCUGCGGAGCGGGCUGGGCGGGAAUGACGUGAAAGGCAAAGAACAAGAAAACACCACAGAUGUGAAAGCAAUUAAAACUCCAAUCCCAGUACAUUCCCCUCAAAGAAGCACUAGAAAUCAUGCCUUGCUGGAGGCUGCAGGACCAAGCCAUGUGGCCAUUAAUGCCAUCUCUGCCAACAUGGACUCUUUCUCCAGCAGCCGGACAGCUGCCCUUAAGAAGCAGCCAAGUCACAUGGAAGCUGCUCAUUUUGGAGACUUAGGCAGAUCGUGUCUGAAUUAUCAGGCUGAAGAGACCAAAUCAAGCCUUUCAAAGACCCUUGAACAAGUCCUGCAGGACAGUGUAGCCCUCCCUUAUUUCAUCCAGUUCAUGGAGCUGCGCAGGAUGGAACACUUGGUGAAGUUCUGGUUAGAGGCCGAGAGCUUCCACUCCACGACGUGGUCCCGCAUCCGCGCGCACAGCCUGAACACCGUGAAGCAGAGCUCCCUGGCAGAGCCAGUGUCACCCUCCAAACAGCAGGAAUUGGCAUCAUCUCCUCCAGCUGGGUUGCUUGAGGAGAGACUGGAGGAUUCUGGCACAGCCCGACUGCUCCGGGCCGAGCCCGCGGCGUCGGGCAGGAAGGACAGAACUGGGAACAGCCAGAACCACGUGCUCCCGGGUCAGGAGUGUGGCAGUGCCAGUGUUCUUUGUCUAAGGAAGUCAGAGACAGGGACUCACUCUCUUCCAGCUGAGCAACAAGAAUCUUCCAAGCUUUCAGUAUCAAAUAGAAACAGCCCCUCCUCUGCACUAAAGGACUUGUCAGGAAAACUCAUGAAAAGUAUAGAACGGGAUGCAGUUAGUACUUUUACCAAAUAUAUUUCUCCAGAUGCUGCUAAACCAAUCCCUAUUACAGAAGCAAUGAGAAAUGACAUAGUUGCAAAGAUUUGUGGGGAAGAUGGCCAAGUGGACCCCAACUGUUUUGUUACAGCACAGUCCAUAGUGUUUAAUGCAAUGGAACAAGAGCACUUUAGCGAGUUUUUACGAAGUCAUCAUUUCUGUAAAUACCAGAUUGAGGUGCUGACUAGUGGGACUGUGUAUCUGGCUGACAUCCUCUUCUGUGAGUCAGCCCUGUUCUACUUCUCUGAGUACAUGGAGAAGGAAGAUGCAGUUAAUGUACUGCAGUUCUGGUUGGCAGCAGAUAACUUCCAGUCUCAACUUGCUGCCAAAAAAGGCCAGUAUGAUGGGCAGGAAGCACAGAACGAUGCCAUGAUUUUAUAUGACAAGUACUUCUCCCUCCAGGCCACACAUCCCCUGGGCUUUGAUGACUCGGUGAGGCUGGAAAUCGAAUCCAACAUCUGCAGGGAGGGGGGGCCUCUCCCCAACUGCUUCACCACUCCCUUAAGACAGGCGUGGACCACCAUGGAGACGGUUUUUUUACCUGGUUUCUUGUCCAGCAACCUUUACUACAAGUACUUGAACGAUCUCAUCCAUUCAGUACGAGGAGAUGAAUUCCAGGGAGGGAAUAUUGCACUGAGUAUCCAUGGCCAUGGCAGCUCUCCUGACAGUGAUUCCAUAGGGGCCCCGGAUGGCUCUGCCUCCCAGUCCAAUGUCAAAAAGGCUAAUGUUAAAAUCCUGAAAAAUUUUGAUGAAGCAAUAAUUGUAGAUGCUGCAAGUCUGGAUCCAGAAUCCUUAUAUCAACGAACAUAUGCAGGGAAGAUGACAUUUGGACGUGUCAGUGACCUGGGACAGUUCAUCAGAGAAUCUGAACCGGAGCCUGAUGUCAAAAAAUCAAAAGGGUCCAUGUUUUCACAAGCAAUGAAGAAAUGGGUUCAAGGAAACACAGACGAGGCUCAAGAAGAGAUGGCUUGGAGGAUAGCAAAGAUGAUAGUCAACGACGUCAUGCAGCAGGCGCAAUGUGAACAGCCUUCGGAGAAGGUUACGAAGCUAUGAUUUUAGAAACUCCAGAACAGGAAAUCUGUUUUUCCACUUUGAGAAUGAAUGAACUUUCCCUUUUGGUGGAUUCUUUAACACAGCCAAUAAAAACAAAGCACUGUUACUCCAACCGCCGAGAUCUCCCUCAUUUCUAAGGAAGAAUGAAAGAGAAGCAAUCCUGUACCUCCACUGUAGAGUGAAGAAACACUUUUUCCUGUUGUAUGCGGCAUUCACAGUAAUGAUGGUUUUUAGAGAUGAAGAUGCAGUUUACAAGUGUGUCACUGAGAAACUGUGAUCGACUUCACAAAUACUUGACCCUGUCUCAAAAAGACUUUUAAGCAAAAUGUCUGGAAUGGGACACAGGCCACAGCAGAGGGGAAGGUUUUGCUGUAAUUUCUAGUUCUACUACUUGUAAUUUUUAAACACAAUUGCAAAGGCCUCGGGGCACAUCCCCUCCACUGGCCACUGGAGAGGUGAACCUGGAAGGGUGAAUUCAUGGGCAGUGAAUGACCUAGAAAGUUCUUAAGUUUUAUUUUCCGUUACUUGAAAUAGAUGAGUAUUCAACUGUAAGAUAAAUGUAUUUUACUUCAUAACUACAUUAACUUUGAGGGCAGGAUAGAAGGAUCAGGAGCAGUGUAACUCCUCCUUGCUGAGCUCGUGCCCCUGCACACACACCCCCCCUGCUUCCACCACAGAGCACACUCGGAUCCUGCACCUGGGCAGCUCCCAAGCCACGGCUCCGAGCAGGUUGGACCCUGGAAACUGCUCCAUUUUCUGUCCUCUCCAUCCCACGAGCGAGGAAAAAAAGUAAUUGCUGCCAUUCUCCACCGCUUGUUGUCCUCCAACCAACACAGUAUCUAAUUCCAGAUGUUUGGUUUACAAAGAAAAGCAAUUCUUAAUGACCUCUGGCCUUCUUCCUGACACUGUCAACACUUACCAUGUUACACAGCACCUCUUUUUUUUUUUUUUUUUCCAGUGAAUUGAUUUUUGCAGGGUAUCAGAAGUACUCAGUGUCUCACCAUUAUGUUACUGCUGCAUUUUUAGUAUACAACACUUAUUUUGGGUCUUUUUUUUUUUUUUUUUUUUACUCUGAUGAUUGCUUUUUUCCUCAAACUUGUGCAAAGAAAUCACUAUGCGAAGAACUCAAAUCAUUUCCAAUGUUCAGAAUAUCUUGAUUGACUAGCAAGUGUUAUUCUGUUGCAAUAUUCGAUUGUAUAGAGACACACUGUAUUGUCUAUGAAAAAGCAAAAAGAAAAAAAAAGGCUGUGUAUAGGUUUUUGGUACUGUGUACCACCUCUUAUUUCUCUCAUACCUAAGCAUUCAUGUACUUAAAACAUACUAUAUUUAAUUGUGUUUUGAUUUAAAAUAUAUAAAUAUUAAAAUUUG